Molecule: messenger RNA, 1326 nt
Organism: Ipomoea triloba (trilobed morning glory)
Lineage: Eukaryota; Viridiplantae; Streptophyta; Magnoliopsida; Solanales; Convolvulaceae
Product: ubiquinol-cytochrome-c reductase complex assembly factor 1-like
Exons: 8
Coding region: 127-966 (279 amino acids)
Biological process (GO): mitochondrial respiratory chain complex III assembly
Cellular component (GO): mitochondrion
Source: RefSeq, a predicted model, not a curated record
GGUCAAUUGACCCACACCAAUGGCUGUUGCUACGCCACUGGAUUUUAGGGUUUAAGAACCUCAGUUCACUAAAAUCUCAAUACUGAAACAAAUUAGAACUCUUUCAGUAGCUCAAGCAUAACGAAAAUGCUGCCGAGAUGGAGCAGAGCUGUUACCCGUUUGAGUAGGAUUAACGCACAGAAGUACAUGGAAAGGGGAAAUUUCUGUGCUUUAUGGAGUCGAGGGCAUUCAAAGUUUGCAGCGGUAGCUGCAGAAUCCACCCAGAAAAGUUGCGACACUAAAACUGAGGUAAAUUUAAAUAAGAUGUUUUGGUCUAAACCUUCUUCACUAGCUUUGCCCCCUGGUUCGCCACAAAGGAUAGAAGAGCCACAAUAUGAGGGUAUCAAGCACUUUAUCCUCAAAUUGAUGCUGUUUUACAGUAAACAAAGCACAGCCAUACGAGGGGCAAAUGCUAUGUACUGCCGCAUUACUCGUCAAGUUGAUAGACAUGCUAUAUAUGACGUAUUUAGCUUGGAAAAAACAUUUAGAACAACAUUCUCCUUGCUUGUACUUCAUAUGUGGCUAUACUUGCGUCGCUUGAAAGAAGAAGGAAAGGAUGGGUCUGAGCUGGGACAAUAUUUGUAUGAGAUAUACAAUCAUGAUCUGGAAUUGAGAGUUUCUAAGGCUGGGGUCAACUUAUUGUUGAGUAAAUGGAUGAAGGAAUUAGAGAAGAUAUUUUAUGGAAACAUUGUAGCUUAUGAUGCUGCCAUUCUUCCUGAGGCAAAGCAGGAUGAGUUGCCAAAUGUGAUUUGGAGGAAUGUAUUCUCUGAUGAUGACACAUUAACACCUGAUGGUCCUGCCUUGCUUCCUGUCCAGGCUAUGUCAAGGUAUGUUCGUCGAGAAGCCAAGUGUCUAUCAUUGACAGAUAAAGCCGCUGUGUUUUCUGGGAACUUCAUGUUCACCUCGUUGGAAGGAAUAAAAAGCUGAUUCCGUUAGUGGGUAGAGCAUUGAAAACGAGAUCGAGAUCAUCAGCAUCCUAUGGAAUUAUGAUGUUAUGCCAUUCACAGUAUAUUUCGAGGUCCCUGUUUGCAGCAUAUUGAAGGAAGCUUACUGAAUUACAUAGGCAAGAAAUACUACAAGGUUCCCUAUCUCCUAAUUUUACAUGAAAGAUAUUUCUCAGAUUUCAUUAUUGGGAAUAAUUUGUUGGCUCCUUUAUCUCAACCUUGCAAAAUUUUAUCAGAAAAUGUAAGAUUCUUUUGACAAGUAUUCAUUGUAGUACAUGACAUAAACAAUGCUUUGAUGUAUAUUAUCACAAGUUUGAGGACUUGAGUUAUUAGCCCUCUAUAA